Molecule: messenger RNA, 1257 nt
Organism: Striga hermonthica
Lineage: Eukaryota; Viridiplantae; Streptophyta; Magnoliopsida; Lamiales; Orobanchaceae
Source: the annotation of a GenBank genome assembly
AUGAAACUUGGAUAUGAAAUGGAAGCUCCUUCUAAUGUUGAAUACUGUUAUAGCUCUGUGUUAUUGCGCGGCGAAGCUCCAGCUUUCAUUAUAGAUACUAUCGAGGAGACCAAUUUUCCCUUAAAGUCUAAGGGAUGUGAAACUGCUGUCAGCAUUGGUUGCAAUAAGACAUAUGUCAUUGGUGAAACCGACGACAGAUCUGUGUCUGCAUUUGGAGUCAGAGUUCUCGAUAAAUCUACUGGUGAAUGGAUUGUCCCGGUUGUGUUGGGGACUAAACCGAAGCUGUCGAAGGGCCAUUCAGCAAUUAAUAUAGAUGAAGAUCGAAUUCUGGUCAUUAAAAGCAACACGACCUUGGACGAUACAUUUUGGUUUCUUGAGGUGAACACUCCAUUUGUGAGGGAGCGUAAAAUCAGGUUAGGAACCGAAGUAGUUUCUUGGAGCAAAGGGGUAAUAGGCAAAGGCCCAAUGCCCAUAGUCAUCAGCGGGCCUUCUGGUGUAGGCAAGGGCACUCUGAUUUCGAAACUGAUGCAAGAAUUCCCAUCCAUGUUUGGAUUCUCUGUAAGCCACACGACCCGGGUACCAAGGAAAAACGAGCAAAAUGGGGUCCACUACCAUUUCACAGAACGCAAUGUGAUGGAGAAAGAUAUCGAGGAUGGCAAAUUCCUUGAAUUUGCAGUUGUUCAUGGAAAUCUGUAUGGGACGAGUGUGGAAGCCGUUGACGCAGUUGCUGACAAAGGAAAGAGAUGCAUACUUGAUAUUGAUGUUCAAGGGGCAAGGUCUGUGAGGUCUACCUCACUCGAAGCCAUUUUUAUCUUUAUUUGUCCUCCUUCAUUCGAUGAGCUUGAGAAACGCCUUCGUGCGAGGGCAACCGAGACAGAAGAACAAAUCCAGAAAAGGCUCCGGAAUGCAAAGGCGGAGCUUGAACAGGGAAAAUCGUCGGGCCUGUUUGAUCAUAUUUUGGUAAAUGAUGAUCUAGGGGCAUGCUACAAGAAACUCAAGGAUCUUUUGGGCCUCACUCAUGGCGUGAACCAUCCAGAGGAAUCAGUGUUGGAGUCAUUUCACGUGCCUUUGGAACACAGAGUCGUGAAAAUUGAUCGAAAAAUCUUUAUAAAUUGUGGGAUUUCAGAGGGAGAAAAACCAGCUGUAAACAUGUUUGUGCUUGAUUUAGCUUCAAUGAAAGGUGGGACCCCCGGACGAACGAGAGGUCUGCAUUUGUACCAAAGUGACGAGCUAACACCUAAAACUUUUUUCCACUAA